AGAAAAAAGAUAAGAGUUUGGGGGCUUCUUUGCAAAAACCUCAUUCUUGACCAAACUAGGGCUUUACCCUUUCGAGCUCCCAAAAUUCUCUGCACCAAUGGCGGAAUCCAUUUGCAGAGCACUCCGAGAUGGUGCGCUGGAGGGAGAGCACGCUCCGGCUCUCACUAUUAUGGACUCCUUAGCCUCACCUUUCGGGUUCGAUGUCUUCACUCACGUCCUCACCCAGCUCUCCUCCAACAUUUUGGCAGGAAAAUCCCAGUCCGGCGGUCUCGUGCUCGUCGCUUUCACUCGGAGCCCAUCGUUUUAUAUGCGUUUGUUGAAGAUGAGAGGAAUCGAUGUUGCUUCAUCCCGGAAGUGGAUCCAGAUUUUGGAUUGUUAUACGGAUCCUCUUGGUUGGAAGGAUAGGCUUGUGGACUCCGGAAAUAAUACGCCUCUUUCUAAGGAAGCUUCCACCGGAGUGAGUUUGUGUAAGAACAUUAAGGAUAUGGCCAAGUUGUUCUCGUCAAUUAUUGAGCUGGGGAAAGGAUUAGUUGGACAAGGCAAAGUUCGAUUUUGUGUUGCCAUAGACACGGUCAAUGAAAUCUUACGACAUGCAUCUAUAUCAUCAGUAUCGGGCCUUAUAAGCAAUCUUCGAAGCAAUGAUCAGGUUUCGAGUAUCUUUUGGUUGUUACAUUCAGACCUUCAUGAAGACAGGGUUGCUGCCAUUCUUGGGUAUAUGUCCUCUAUUGUAGCCAGCAUAGAACCACUAAAUCAAUCUGCAAAUGGACAGAUAUGCAAUUUGGAGAACCUCUCUCUCCUUGGACGUAAUUAUUGGAAAGGAAAGCUUCAUGUCCGGUUCAAGCGCAGAAAUGGGCGUGUUCGAGUGAUGCAAGAAGAAUUUGAUGUUGAGCAGUCAGUCAUCAACUUUACAUCCCUUUCAUCUGGAGAUGAAUUAAUCAAUCGAAGCCUUUUGCCAAAGGUACAAUUCAAUCUACAGCUGUCAGAGAAGGAGCAAAACGAUAGGGCUAAAGUUGUACUUCCUUUUGAGCACCAAGGAAAUGGUAAGCCCAUACAAAUAUAUGAUGGCCGGAGGUCUCUUGAAGAUAGCCACAAUGAGGAAACAUCUGUUUCGACCGGAAUAUUGCAAACACUUGAGAACUCAAGCAAGGGCGAGAUAAUCUAUCUGCGUGAUUCAGACGAUGAGAGGCCAGAUUCUGAUGAGGACCCAGACGAUGAUUUGGAUAUAUAAUUGUGUUGCACCUUUUAUAAUCUUGGAGGGUGAGAGUGCCACAUGUUGUUGAUGCAUGUGGCUACCGGAUUGGUUGGACAAGGCAAAGUCUGUGUCCUGUAUUUUGCUCAGUCAAGCCCUGAUACACGGUGGAGAAUGUCCUCGUUCACCUUGACCGGGGGCUGUGGUAAUGAUGUUUCUCAAGCAAUAUGCAUCUAAGAGAACCCGUGAUUUGGUGGAGGGGCUUCGGAUAGAUAUUCUUUGGCUUGUUCUUCUAUUCCCGAUCAUGGAGUGAAAUCGUCGUUAAGGGAUUACAUAUAUUUGUAUUGAAACUUUCUGGAAAUAUAUCUUAUUCGGAUUCAGUUUUCUAGAGUUUUGUCUUCUUUUUCCCA
Molecule: messenger RNA, 1599 nt
Organism: Juglans regia (Persian walnut)
Lineage: Eukaryota; Viridiplantae; Streptophyta; Magnoliopsida; Fagales; Juglandaceae
Product: elongator complex protein 5
Exons: 10
Coding region: 98-1228 (376 amino acids)
Biological process (GO): tRNA wobble uridine modification
Cellular component (GO): elongator holoenzyme complex; nucleus; cytosol
Molecular function (GO): tRNA binding
Source: RefSeq, a predicted model, not a curated record